Molecule: messenger RNA, 2735 nt
Organism: Erigeron canadensis
Lineage: Eukaryota; Viridiplantae; Streptophyta; Magnoliopsida; Asterales; Asteraceae
Product: dymeclin
Exons: 18
Coding region: 306-2495 (729 amino acids)
Biological process (GO): Golgi organization
Cellular component (GO): Golgi apparatus
Source: RefSeq, a predicted model, not a curated record
CUACUCAACCUCUUGAAGCAAAUAUAUAUAAAAACAAACAAAUAUAAAAAUAAAAUAAAAAUAAAAAUAUAAAAAAAUAUAUAAAUAUAGCCUGCCGACGAUCCUACGUCACCAAAAUCCUCAUCAUCACCACCGUCUUCUCACUUAAUAAGAUCUACAAAAAUCAGUAUUGCCAUUCACGUUUUCUACUCACUCACACCAACAUUUUUUUUUAAAGAUCUCUCAAUAAUUUUUUUUUUUAUUUCACAUCUUUCUCUCUGCAAAUACAAAUAUAUAGAUAUAUAGAAAUAUAGAUAUAGAUAGAGAUGGGAGGAGUGCCAUCAACGCCGCGGUGGGGCGGUGGAGGAGGCGGAGGGGAAGAAGAGACGGCGGAGUAUUUAAUAGGAACAUUUGUAGGUGAAAAAAGUUUUCCAGUAAAAUCUGAAUACUGGAAUAAAUUAGUUGAACUUAGCCCCUUUGAUCACCAUUGGCCUUCUGAUCGUGUUCAACAAGCUUGUCUCGCUUUCGCAAGAAACAAUUCAUCUACAAGACACCUUGCCAAGAUCUUAAUCCACUUAACAUGGUGUUUGCAAGAGUUACUUUCUACUCCCAAUGCUCCAUCUGCAGCUUCAAUGAAGGCUGUUAAUGCAUCGUACAUAUCAUCUGUAUUUCUAAAGUAUUCAAUUGAAAAUUUGAAAAGCGAGAACCUUGAAGAUUUGUAUUUGUCUCUAGAUGAAAAUGAAACACUGCCAGACAACAUCCAAAAAGGUGAGAGUGUUAUAAAUAUGGUUGUGCAUGCUGUGCUUAGCUAUAUUGUCAGUGUGGAUAUAAGUCCCAACACGUAUCUCCUACAUCUUGAACUGCUGAACUUCAUGCUCAUUGCUAUGUCUACCCAGCUGCUUUCUGGGCCAUCACCUGGACCAAAUGAUGUUCACCCGUUCAUUGAUGCAGCAAUGAGUGAGGAGAGUUCUUUGGUAGGUUUGGUUGUUCAUAAACUACUUCUAAAUUACAUUUCACGUCCGAAGUCCAAAAGUAGUGCAUCUUAUACCUUACUUUCUGAAGAAAAUCAGCUUGGAGUGCUGAAAAGAGUUGGUUCUGUUGCUGCAAAUAUAGUGCUAUAUCCACUUAGUUACUUUAUCAAUUCAAGUGCUGAAGCUUCAAAAAUUCAACUGGCUGAUAGCAGUAUCAAUAUAUUACUUAUACUUAUUCAUUAUCGUAAGUGUAUUCUUGUGGAAUCUGUAAAAAACAGCAAUGCCAGUGUCACUUCUGAGUUUCUUCUGAAAGACGAAACAUAUUUUGCUGAGAACCCGUAUUGCAAAGCCUUGGAAAAUGUUAGGGAUGUUGAGUUUGACCGUGUAGAUAUAGAGGGAAAUGCACAUAGUGGUCCACUUGUUAGAUUGUCCUUUGCUGCUCUCUUUGACACACUUGGCAUGUGCCUGGCUGAUGAAACAGCUGUUCUGCUUCUGUAUGCGUUGGUUCUCGGGAAUUCAGAUUUUCUGGAAUAUGUUUUAGUGCGCACUGAUAUAGAUACAUUGUUGAUGCCGUUACUGGAGACACUAUACGAUGCUUCAAGAAGAACAUCAAAUCAAAUCUAUAUGGUGCUGAUAAUUCUGCUUAUACUUAGUCAAGACGCUUCUUUUAAUGCUAGCAUACACAAACUGAUUUUGCCUUCUGUUCCAUGGUAUCAAGAACGCCUUCUUCAUCAAACAUCUCUUGGUUCUCUCAUGGUCAUCAUUCUUAUUAGGACAGUGAAGUAUAACAUGUCUAAGAUGCGUGAUGUUUAUCUUCACACUAAUUGCCUUGCAGCUUUGGCUAACAUGGCACCUCAUGUACAUAGACUUAGUUCAUAUGCAGCACAACGGCUGGUUAGCCUUUUUGAUAUGUUGGCACGCAAAUAUGCGAAACUAGCAGAGCUAAAGAAUGACAAAAUGCAUUCGAGUGAUGGAGAGCUCAAGGAUGAUGAUAAAGUUCCUGAAGAUACGUCCGCAGAAUUGCAUAUAUUUACCGACUUCUUGAGGAUCGUAUUGGAAAUUCUCAAUGGAAUCCUGACUUACGCACUGCCAAGGAACCCAGAGGUGAUUUACGCAAUUAUGCACAGGCAGGAGGUUUUUCAACCAUUUAGGAACCAUCCACGCUUCAAUGAGUUGCUAGAGAAUAUUUUUUCUGUUUUGGACUUCUUCAAUAGCCGUAUGGAUGCACAAAAACUGGAUGGUGAAUGGUCAGUUGAGAAAGUGCUUCAAGUUAUUAACAUUAAUUGCAGAUUUUGGCGAGGAGAUGGUAUGAAGAUGUUCACCCAACUGCGGUUCACAUACGAGCAAGAAAGCCAUCCUGAAGAGUUUUUCAUUCCAUAUGUGUGGCAGUUAGUAAUCUCUCGCAGUGGUUUCGGUUUCGAUCCCAGUAGCAUAAACCUGUUCCCAGUCGAGCUUCCUGUCGAGAUUAGCUAUGGUGUUGGGGAGACCGAUACAGACCAAAAGAUACAGUUAAACACGACGGAGGCUGUGGAAUCAUCUGUCUAACGGGCACAAUCAUUUUAUGUACAUACAUAUAAGAAAAGAAUAACACUUAUAAAUAAGUAAACGUAUAUCUCAUAUUUUCUAACACAAGUUUUGAUAUGGUAGGUGUAACUCUUUUAGCGAUCAAUUGAUGUAGUGACAUUAAAAAGCUGUUUGCUUAUAGUUUUUGUUGGUUAGAAAAUAUGUUGGUUUGUAUUGUCGAUGUAUAUUUGGAAAAGGUUCUUAUUGUCGAUCUUUGGUCAA